Messenger RNA from Daldinia childiae, 2055 nucleotides. RefSeq lists its product as uncharacterized. Lineage: Eukaryota; Fungi; Ascomycota; Sordariomycetes; Xylariales; Hypoxylaceae. Gene Ontology annotation, biological process: regulation of DNA-templated transcription; DNA-templated transcription. The transcript is spliced from 6 exons. Gene Ontology annotation, molecular function: DNA-binding transcription factor activity, RNA polymerase II-specific; zinc ion binding; DNA binding. The record is from RefSeq and is a predicted model, not a curated record. Bases 1 to 2055 code for a protein of 684 amino acids.
AUGGCAUCUAACUCGUCGGGAAAGCCACCCAGGGUCCUUGCUUGUGUUCUGUGCCAAAAUAGAAAGAUCAAAUGUGACCGCAGGACUCCUUGUUCCAACUGCAUCAAGGCCAACGUUUCCUGUACUCCAAGUACCCCGGCGCCUGCGCGCAAGAGACGGAGGCCCAACCAAGACUUACAGCAGAGGCUCGCCCGGUGCGAGGAGUUGCUGUCCGAGUAUGCUACCGCCAAACCACCAGCUCCCUCGUCCGCCGAAUCACCAAGCCGAGAUGAGUCUUGGAGACCCCUCGGGAAACUGAUAGUUGACGAGGGCGGCGUUAAAUUUAUAGAUAGUUUCUUAUGGGCCACCAUCCAUAGCGAACUCUCGGCAAUGCGCGAGAUACUCGAGGAUGAAGAAACAGUAGACGAUCCAUGUACUCCAGCCGAGUCUCAAAUUUCCGAUCUCGAUGCAGGACUCAUAUUAUCAGAUACUUCUAAUACCGAUUUAGAAGAGCUACAUCCCCAACCAGCUCACGUAUUCCGCUUAUGGCAGAUUUUUAUCGAAAGAGUCAACCCAAUAACUAAGGUGAUCCAUGUUCCUACAGUCCAGCCUCUACUCGUCGAAGCAGCGGCAAGUAGAGCAAAUAUACCUAAGAAUGCCGAGGCCCUGCUAUUUUCCAUUUAUCUAAUGGCGACCGUGGCUCUAACCGAAGAUGAGUGUUUGGAGCGGUUUGGGUACACUAAAGAUGUAGCUUAUACUCGCUUUUCUAAGGGUUGCCGUUCAGCUCUAAUGCGCAUCGGCAUCCUAAAAAACUACGACCUAGUUGUCUUACAAGCCUUAGUGCUGUACUUGUUCUCUCUGCCAGGCCAUUAUGACCGCCAUGCGGCAUGGAUUUUAAAUGGCGUCACGGUGAGGAUCGCGCAAAAAAUGGGACUUCAUAGGGAUGGAGAAUUCCUCGGACUAUCACCAUUCGAGACUGAGAUGCGGCGACGCAUAUGGUGGCAAAUUAUUUUGCUUGAUGCCAUGUACGCGCUUAUGUCUGGCCUAGGGCAUUCCCUUCUCCCACGCUCCUGGGAUACAAAGCCACCCUUGAACCUCAAUGACUCUGAUCUUUACCCUACUAUGACCACCCUCCAACCCAAGGACAGUCCCACGGAUAUGAUAUUCCGCCUCGUAUGCUGCGAGCUUGCCGCGACUAUGGUUGACACCCCUGAGCUUCACACAGUCAUCAUGCAGAAUGAGAUGGGGGUAGACAACCCCGAAGCUGAAAAAGUCGAAAGGGCCGCUAGGCGCAUCGAUGAGCUGGAUAGAACUUUGACGGAGAUCCUCACCAAGUAUAGCGAUCCCUUAAUGGGACCUGUGCACGUCUUGGCGACCGAGACGAAGUCAAUAAUGGUCGACAAGCUACGAGAGCUUGUUUGCCCACUCAGAAGUCAGCCGGAAUGGGGCACCGAAAUCUUAACGCCCAAAGACAACCUAUUUAAGCUGUCUCUCACAGCAGGGGAGCAGAAUUUGCGAAUGUACCAGAUACCUCAGACCGAGGGCUUUUUUCUCUGGUUUAUGAUGUCACAUUUUCAGAUAGAAGUUUUCAUAUAUAUGGUCGGGCAGCUGAGCACACGCACAUCUGGACAGCUGGUAGAAAGGGCAUGGCAGGUGGUCGAAAUGUUCUACCAGUACCAUACGGAAUUAUACGAUCUCACGAUGAAGGCGCACAUGGCGUCCGCUAUCUUUACGAUACGAGCCUGGAAUGUACGAGAAAGGAUACUGCGGGAUACAACUGGAUCUGCUCCGGAAACGCCAGGCUAUAUAGUCAAGCUGCUAAGUCUUCUUCCACCCGACGAGACUAGGCAUACGCGCACUGAUGAAGCGUCUACCGUGACGAGCCUAAACGUGAGUCCCGCUGCGCCUACACAACAACCCAGCACAGAGGUUUCUUGGGAUCAGAUGCUUGGCUUUGUUGAUGCCAAUUCCAUCGAUUGGGGCGAUAUGUUUUCGGUACCGACCGGGGGGCAACCGCAGCCGAAUUUCGGAGGUUAUGCAACGGUGUUUGGGGGAAACUCGAUUAACUGGAUGUAG